UACGCUAAAACGGUAAAACCCUAAACCCGCUCGUCCCCACCCCACUCCCACAUCCAUCUCCACAGUCCACACACGCAUCUCCCUCGCCGAAGCCCUAACCCUAAUCCCAUCCAACAACAAUGCAGGCGACGGCCUCCGCCCACCUCCACCGUGACCACCACCUCUUCUCCUCCUCAUUCCUCCUACGCAGUCCCAAGCCGCGCCGCCCCCCCGCCACCGCGGUGCGCAUGAGCCUCCGCGAGGACGGGCCCUCCGUGGCGGUGGUGGGCGUCACCGGCGCCGUGGGCCAGGAGUUCCUCAGCGUCCUCUCCGAUCGCGACUUCCCCUACCGCAGCAUCAAGAUGCUCGCGAGCCGCCGCUCCGCGGGGAAGAAGCUCUCCUUCGAGGAUCGGGAGUACGUGGUGGAGGAGCUCCGCCCCGAGAGCUUCGAUGGCGUCGACAUCGCCCUCUUCAGCGCCGGGGGCUCCAUCAGCAAGGACAUGGCGCCCGCCGCAGUCGAGAGGGGGGCGAUCGUCGUCGACAACAGCUCGGCGUUCCGCAUGGUUCCCGAGGUCCCUCUGGUUAUACCGGAAGUGAAUCCCGAGGCGAUGGCGCAUAUUAGGCUCAAGGGGAGGUCGGGGAAGGGGGCGCUCAUCGCCAACCCCAAUUGCUCCACCAUUAUCUGCUUGAUGGCCGCCACACCGCUGCAUCGCCAUGCAAAGGUGGUGAGAAUGGUUGUUAGUACCUAUCAAGCAGCGAGUGGUGCUGGUGCUGCAGCAAUGGAAGAGCUCGAGCUACAGACCCGUGAGGUCUUGGAUGGCAAGCAACCAACUUGUAAAAUCUUUAGGCAACAGUAUGCUUUCAACCUGUUCUCACAUAAUGCACCAGUUCAAGCAAAUGGGUAUAAUGAGGAAGAGAUGAAAUUGGUGAAGGAGACUAGGAAAAUCUGGAAUGACACGGAUGUCAAGGUGACUGCAACUUGUAUACGGGUACCUGUAAUGCGUGCCCAUGCGGAGAGUGUGAAUCUUCAAUUUGAGAAGCCGCUUGAUGAGGAUACUGCAAGGCAGAUAUUGAAGGAAGCUGCUGGCGUGGUAGUCAUUGACGAUCGUGCAUCUAAUCACUUUCCUACACCUUUGGAGGUAUCAAACAAGGACGAUGUAGCAGUCGGCAGGAUACGCCAAGACUUUUCUCAAGAUGGCAACCUUGGGUUGGACAUCUUUGUCUGUGGAGAUCAGAUACGCAAAGGUGCUGCACUCAAUGCGAUACAGAUUGCUGAAUUGUUGCUUCAAUAGCCAUCGUCUAUCCACUUCUGUGUGAUUGUGCAUUGUUUUUUGGUUUCCAUUUUUGAGAUAGAGGCAAAAUUUGGGUUCGGGUGUGGUUUAAUCUUGUAUCAUGCAAUCAUCUAGCGGGAGUUAGCAAAUUUUGAUGGAAUACUUCAUAAUUUGUUGGGUUGAUAAGUAAAUUAUCUGUACUGUACUACUGUUAGAUUAAAAGAUAACUGAUUUUAUUUAUAAAUUGCCUCCGAGCACGAAGCUCUGGCACUAUUGCAUUCA
Molecule: messenger RNA, 1532 nt
Organism: Ananas comosus (pineapple)
Lineage: Eukaryota; Viridiplantae; Streptophyta; Magnoliopsida; Poales; Bromeliaceae
Product: aspartate-semialdehyde dehydrogenase
Exons: 8
Coding region: 120-1271 (383 amino acids)
Biological process (GO): L-threonine biosynthetic process
Molecular function (GO): NADP binding; NAD binding; aspartate-semialdehyde dehydrogenase (NADP+) activity
Source: RefSeq, a predicted model, not a curated record